AUGUGCUCUCAGCUGUGGCUCCUGGCAGACAGGAAGAUCCUGGAGGACUAUCCUCAGAUGCAGAUCCUGGAAGCCCUGAAGCAGCGCUGCAAGGAACAGGAGCUGGACUUCUCUUUGGUGUUAAUGGAUGAGAUUGCCCUCACAGUCAUUGGUGGCAAGCUGGGCUUGCAAAUUAACCAGAAGAUUGUGACUGCUUACCCUCAGGUGAUACUGGUUCGGGUCCCAACUCCAACAGUGCAAUCCGAUAGUGAUAUUACUGUUUUGCGACAUCUUGAAAAGCUGGGCUGCCGUCUUAUCAAUCGCCCACAAGCCAUUUUAAACUGUAUUAACAAGUUCUGGACGUUUCAGGAAUUAGCCGGACAAGGAAUUCCUCUACCAGAUACUUUCUCCUAUGGUGGACACGAUGAAUUUGCAAAAAUGAUACAUGCAGCGGAACCUCUUGGAUAUCCUGUGGUUGUGAAGAACACUCGAGGACAUCAAGGAAAAGCUGUAUUUCUUGCUCGGGAUAAACACCAUUUGUUGGACAUAUCUCAUCUAGUGCGGCAUGAUUCUCCCUACCUGUUUCAGAAGUACGUGACAGAGUCUCAUGGGAAAGAUAUCCGUGUGGUGAUCGUUGGUGGACGUGUCGUUGGAUCCAUGUUGAGAUGUUCCACUGAUGGCAGGAUGCAGAGUAAUUGCUGCUUGGGUGGCGUGGGCACGGUCUUCCCUCUUAGCGAACAAGGCAAACUAUUAGCUGUGCAAGUGUCAGACAUCCUGGGGAUGGACAUAUGCGGCAUCGAUCUUCUCUUGAAGGAUAAUGGAUCGUUCCUGGUUUGUGAGGCUAAUGCAAAUGUUGGUUUUACUGAAUUUGACCAGGCGUGUAAACUAGAUCUUGCCGGUAUAAUUGCAGAUUAUGCAAUAUCGCUUCUCCCCAGAAGGCCAUCAAAAGAGUCGUCUCUGCUAUCUCCAUUAUCCAGCCCCCCAGAAAUCAAUGAGACAAAAGCACUUGCAUCUGCCAGCGCUCACACGACCGGUGAUGGAUCACACUGUAGUAAUAGUGUUUCUGAUGUAAAGGAAAUCAGGGAUUCUAUCAAUGCGCCAAAGCCAUGUUCCCCAAUACAAACAGAUAGCAUCUGUAAUGAUGUCGCAGAGUAAACUACCUCUUCAUUACCGAUGUAAAUGAAUGCACUUAUCAAUCACAGUGGCCAACUUGGCUCAA
Messenger RNA from Bufo gargarizans (Asiatic toad), 1198 nucleotides. It is a transcript of the gene RIMKLA, whose product is annotated as ribosomal modification protein rimK like family member A. The transcript is spliced from 5 exons. The record is from RefSeq and is a predicted model, not a curated record. Gene Ontology annotation, cellular component: cytoplasm. Bases 1 to 1134 code for a protein of 377 amino acids. Gene Ontology annotation, biological process: protein modification process. Lineage: Eukaryota; Metazoa; Chordata; Amphibia; Anura; Bufonidae. Gene Ontology annotation, molecular function: ligase activity, forming carbon-nitrogen bonds; ATP binding; metal ion binding.